AAAGAAUGUAGAUCGUCCUGAGACAAGUUUGAAGCUUCUUGAGUAGUGUUGAGAGCGGUGUGAGGCUCAUUGAUUGAGCGUCGCUCAGAUGUCGGACCCAAUGUGGCUGAGGAUGUGAGGCAUGCGUCGAGCGCUUCGACACAGUAGUCGUCAUAUCCAUAGUUAAAAAAAUGGUUGCUCUCAACACUAGACAAAAGCUGGAAUUCAGUUUCCCAUACGUAAUCGAAUUGCCCUUGCGCGUCGCCGAUGUCGCUUGUCCAGGGUUCUAAGUGAUGAUCAUUUUGGUCUUCUUGAAUGGGGGAAGCGCCAAGCCUAUGCUUGGCGCUGACACUCCCACGAGAUGGACCUUAAUGGCUAAGAACUCAAGUGUCUGCUGGGCAGACGAGCAUCAGAGCAACGAAGCGCAAAAGAGCGUUCUGGUAUCGAGUACCAUCGGCCUGGCAGGUGUUGAGCCAGCUGGCUUCACUAGAUAGUGGAGGAUAAUGAUAAGAGUAGUACAGAGUUU
Molecule: messenger RNA, 505 nt
Organism: Fusarium odoratissimum NRRL 54006
Lineage: Eukaryota; Fungi; Ascomycota; Sordariomycetes; Hypocreales; Nectriaceae
Exons: 1
Coding region: 273-473 (66 amino acids)
Source: RefSeq, a predicted model, not a curated record